AUGUCCGUCACAAUGGGGGACCCCAUCACGACGGGGGUCCUAGAGAAGGAGAUUGCCCUCCACCAUGAGCAAACCAACAAAGACGCCGACUCCUCCAACACAUCCCUCCCCGAGCUCACCUGGACCGACGACGAAGAGCGCGCCAUCCGGCGCAAGAUCGACUGGCACUGUGUCCCCAUCGUGACAGUCCUCUACAUGCUCUGCUUCCUCGAUCGCGUCAACAUCGGCAACGCGCGCAUCCAAGGUCUCGCCAAGGACUUGAACCUCCAGGGGAUGCAAUUCAACUGGGCUUUGUCCAUCUUCUACAUCAUCUACCUGUUGUUCGAAGUCCCCAGCAAUGUCUUGCUCAAAGCCAUCGGCCCCCGAUUCUACCUCCCGUUUCUCGUCUGCGGUUUUGGUUUAGUCUCCCUCUGCACGGCCUUCGUCACCAAUUUUGGCGGAUUAAUGGGCGCCCGCGCCGUGCUGGGAGUAUUCGAAGGAGGCGCGAUGCCGGGCAUGGCGUUUUUCCUGAGCACCUUCUACAAGCGUGAAGAGCUGUUGUUUCGGAUCGGUAUCUAC
Messenger RNA from Sordaria macrospora k-hell, 558 nucleotides. NCBI's taxonomy places the organism in Eukaryota, Fungi, Ascomycota, Sordariomycetes, Sordariales, Sordariaceae. The record is from the annotation of a RefSeq genome assembly.